Molecule: messenger RNA, 3175 nt
Organism: Manduca sexta (tobacco hornworm)
Lineage: Eukaryota; Metazoa; Arthropoda; Insecta; Lepidoptera; Sphingidae
Exons: 5
Coding region: 31-870 (279 amino acids)
Source: RefSeq, a predicted model, not a curated record
CAUCUAGAGAUCAGACAUCCAGAGAAAAAUAUGCAACAAAACAUGACAAUGCACCAGAUAUUUUUUGUGAUGCUUUUGUGUAUGGCAUUGUCUGAAGGGAGUCGCGAUGUCAAUGGGACUGAGGUUUUGGAGGGAAAAAGUGAGGUGUUAUCGCGAAGGAAGAGGUUUAUUAUAUUUCCUGAAGGCAGUUCGUUUCAGUUGGUAUUCUGCACAACGUAUCCGAUGUUAACUAUGAUUGGUGACAUAUUCCUCUACGGGAACACUGCUGCUCUGGCCUGGGAACUCCCACAAGACCCUUAUUCCCCCUUCAACCACCGCGCCGAUCCCUUACAUCGUAGGGUCGACUCCAAAGUCAUCUACUACACCAAUGAUGAUGGAAGAAUUUUGUACAAGCGACCUUAUAAAAGGAAACCCAUAGUGAAUCCAGCGUUCGCCAAACGCAGCGUGGACUCUGCAAACACCGACCAAAUCGUAAAAAGUGUAGAAAAUUUUAAAAUAGACAGGAAACAGAUGCAUGGCUCGAAAAAUAACCGCUGGUUUUUGAAUAGCUCGGGACCGAGCGACCGACUGCACAGGAGUAGUAGGCUUUCGUUAUACCAGAAAAUCGAAACCAUGCUACGAGGCCUAGGCACGGAUGGAAAGCAGUGCCUGUUAAAAACUUUAUGCGUGAUUGGCAAGACGAACAAUGAUCCCCAGGGAACAUUUCUACAGGAGAUAUUGAGAGCUGUCUUCUCACUGCCCAAAGGAGCCACCGAGGAGGUAUACAGGGAAUACGAAGCAGCCCAUUAUGCAUCAGAGUCCUGCGAUGCUCUAUUUCCUGAAUGCAACGAGGCUCCGCUUGAGUCAAAUUCGCCUAUUUUAAGCUACUAGUUAUUUAUGGCUUCACAUGAGUUACCAGUGACGGGUUUGUUUAUUGUAGUUAAGUGUGAACAGUGUAAUGUAAUGCAAAAUAUAAUUUUCUUAUUUAAAUCCUAUGCAAGGUAUGCUAAGUGCUAAGUAUAGAGUGCAAGCUCUGAAGUAUUUUAUGAAAUGUUCACGUAAUGAUUUAAUGGAGUGAUUUCGUCGAUAUUACAUUAUAGAUGCAAUAAAUGUAUUACGCACUUUCUGCGCAUGACCUUAUCCAGAUAAGUAUAUAAUAUUGACAAAAUCACUGCAUUGAAUAAUUAGAUCAACUUUUUAAAAGAUUGCUCAGAACUUGCAUGCGGGCUGUAUAAUGCGUCUAAAAGGACCGGGCUGUAUUAGACGUAGAAAAUUUCGCGAUAUUUCUUUUCGCGCAAAUUUAUUAUUUCUUUAUUUAUAAUAAAGUAAUUAGCCGAUGUCUGUACAUUAACGAUAUUGAAGUAAAACAUGGGGGUUUUUAUUAGAGAGUUUUUUGUAUUUUUGUCUGUUUGGAUGUUUCUACAUGCAUCACGCAAAACUAAUUCAUGUAUUUGAGUGCACUUUUCACCGAUGUAUUGCUAGAAGUCUAAAUUAAAAUAUAGGGUUAAUUUUAUCUCAAGAAAAUAUAAAGCGGGACUUUGAUACUGGCAAAACUUAUUUACGGAGGCGGAGCUGCUAGCAAAAGCUGGUUUGCAUAUAAUAUGUAGUAUGUACACAACGGAUUUUCGAUCUUAGAGAACGGAAUAAAUACUGCCGUGUCUUUAGCAUUUUACAAUAUUUGGCUGACGUUUUCUUUUUUCACCGUCGUUCGCAGUAAACGUUUGAAAUUGCAUGUUUUAAAUAAUAUAUACGAUUAAAUACUAUUAUUGAUCAACAGUGUAAUAGAUAUUACUGAUCAUAUUUUGAUAUUGUUACCGUUUUUACAGGAAUUUAUCAUAUUUUGCUCCUUUACAAAGAGAUAUACAGAAUAAUCUAUAGGAUUUAAUUUUCAUAAGGUCUCACAGUACACAGAUUGUUACCAUUGACGGGUUAAAAUAAUUCAUACCUCCUAGUUUGUAACAGAAUUGAAUUUUAAUAUGAUGUUUUUGAAUGAUAGAAUAUUGCCAUUACUUUUGUUGAUAGAAUUCGAUUUAUUUAUUCGUAAUAUACUAUAUUAGGAACAUAAAUUGCUAGGGCUUGCAUCGUUAAUAUACUAUUCAUGUAUUUCAUAAGCUUGCUUAAGUUAUGGGCUACACUGCACUUUGAUAAAUAUCGCGAAUUAUUUUUGAUCAUUUAAAUGACAAUGCAACCACCGCCAUUUUUAAUUAUAAAAAUGGCGGCUAUGUAUCAAAAUCGCUCGAUUUUAUCGCAGUGUACGGUCUCCCUAAUCUACGUAUAUUUGAUGCCAUCGCGAAGGAAAGAACCGCAAUCGAUCGGUUAGAUUACCAUAAACUGAUUUGGAAAAUUACGUUUGCGAUGACGUCUCAUAUCCAAAACAAGAUUUAAAGACGCCUUGACUUUACUUGAGGAGUUUUUAUCUUGUUAUAUUAUUAUUAUAUUUUACUUUUUUUUCCUAUAACAAGUUAUAUAGAUUGAAAUAAAACUAUUUACGGAUUGUGUCCGUGUCGCGGCCGAUGAACGCUGCAGUCUUCGAAACAUCGGAAGAAAAUAAUAAUCUAUACCGCGAUAAAAUCCGUAAAUAGUUUAAUUCCAAUGUCUAACAUUCGCGUAAACAUAAGAAAUCGUAAUAAAGAUGAAUUUAUACCUCUGAUUUUACCUCAUCUGAAUUACCACCAAGUAGCUUACAAGCAUUUUUUUGUAUCCAAUACUAAGUAUUCAAUAAAAAGGCAGUGAUAGAAGAAACAAUUGAAAGUAGAGAUUUAAUUGUACAAUUUUGUUGGUUAUAAUGUGAUUUUUUUUUAAUAAUGUAUGUUUAAAAGCUACAAUGUAUACAAUACAAAAAUAUUAUAUUUUAAUAAUUAUAAUAUUAUAAUAAUAUAUGAUUACUGUUCUUUCAAAGGAAAAUCAGUGUUAAUUUUCGUUAUCAAAAAAUUGAGUUAUACGAUUUAUCUUCAACCGACGAUCGAUGUUUGCCCCUGGGUUAAAGUGAAUGUAGAGGGGCGGACAAAUCACCGCGAACAAAGUGACAUAACUCAAGCUUUUAUGUUUUACAUUUUUUCAUAUGAAACAAACGCAUUUUAUUUUUUUACAUUAUCAUUAGUUUAAAUGAUUGCAAUUAUUAGAGAACUACAGUAAGAUUUGUCUGCUAGGGGAUUAGAAAAUAAAAGCCCUAUUAAAAAUAACAUAUUGUCACAAA